CCAGCUACACUUACUCUGUGUUCUUCAGUGUUAUACUGAUAUUGACAGUGUCAAUCUCUGUACCAGCUACACUUAAAUUGUGUUAUUCAGUGUGAUACUGAUAUUGACAGGGUCAAACUCUGUACCAGCUACACUUACACUGUGUUCUUCAGUGUCAUACUGAUAUUGUCAGGGUCAAGCUCUGUACCAGCUACACUUACACUGUGUUCUUCAGUGUCAUACUGAUAUUGUCAGGGUCAAUCUCUAGCUGUAUACCAGCUACACUUACACUGUGUUUUUCAGUUUUAUACUGAUAUUGUCAGGGUUAAACUCUGUACCUGCUGCACUUACACCGUGAUCGUCAGUGUUAUCCUGAUAUUGACAGGGUCAAGACAGCAACGUACAUUAUUUUCGCGGCAUUGAAGUGACACACGGCGGUAAAUUCUGAAGAAUGGUGCCUGUUUUUGGAUAUUGGUCCGUUCGAGGGUUGGGCCAGGUCCCUCGCUACCUUCUGGCCCACGCUGGGGCCGAGUACACGGAGAAGCUCUACCACAUCGGGCCAGCGCCCGGCUACUCCAAGAGCGAGUGGUGGGACGUCAAGCAAGACUCGGGUCUCGAGUUCCCGAAUUUGCCGUACUACAUCGACGGCGACAUUAAAAUCACGGAAAGUUCAGCCAUAACGAAGCACCUCGCCCGCAAGUUCGGUCUGGUUGGGACGACAGAGGAGGAGAACAUCAUAGUCGACAUGGCAGAAGGAAUCUUGUCCGAUAUUUCGCGCGCCUUCAAACAACUUUGUUUCGACUCCGAUUUCGAAAGAAAGAAAGUUGCUUAUAUCGAUGAGAUUGACAUUCCACUGACGAAGUUGUCUAAGCUCGUUGGAAGCAGCAGCUACAUUGUCGACGAGAAGAUAACAUGGGUGGACUUUGAGUUGUUUGAGCUCCUGGAACGCAUCCUGGCGCUGGCGCCGGACUGCCUGGAAAUGUACGCUAAUUUGCAGGCUUUCCACAAGCGCGUGCGGGAGCUGCCUAACAUCAAGGCCUACAGGGCCUCGGAAGACUUCAUUAAAAUAAAGAAACUUUUUAAUGGUCCGGUGGCGAAAUUUGGCGGGGGGAAUUGAACGCUAAGAAAUGGCAUGAAAGAAUUUUUUGUGGCAACUGGGAUGAAAUUUUUCUUCGUGGCGG
Messenger RNA from Hyalella azteca, 1160 nucleotides. RefSeq names its product glutathione S-transferase 2. The coding region runs from base 431 to 1096 and encodes 221 amino acids. Lineage: Eukaryota; Metazoa; Arthropoda; Malacostraca; Amphipoda; Hyalellidae. The transcript is spliced from 5 exons. Gene Ontology annotation, biological process: glutathione metabolic process. The record is from RefSeq and is a predicted model, not a curated record. Gene Ontology annotation, molecular function: glutathione transferase activity.